UAACGUCAUCAUGGGAAAGAAAAGUUCAAAAUUGAAACAGGAUACGAUCGAUCGUUUGACAACGGAUACCUACUUCACAGAAAAAGAAAUCAGACAAUGGCAUAAAGGCUUCCUGAAAGACUGUCCAAAUGGUUUACUUACAGAACAAGGUUUUAUCAAAAUCUACAAACAAUUCUUCCCCCAAGGAGAUCCCAGUAAAUUUGCCUCUCUAGUGUUUCGAGUAUUCGAUGAAAAUAAUGAUGGUUCAAUAGAAUUUGAAGAAUUUAUACGAGCCCUGUCGGUAACAUCGAAAGGCAAUUUGGAUGAAAAAUUACAAUGGGCAUUCCGCUUAUACGAUGUGGACAAUGAUGGCUAUAUAACGCGAGAGGAAAUGUACAACAUUGUGGAUGCGAUUUAUCAAAUGGUGGGACAACAACCGCAAGCGGAGGAUGAGAAUACACCACAAAAACGGGUAGAUAAAAUAUUUGAUCAAAUGGAUAAAAAUCAUGAUGGAAAAUUAACACUGGAAGAAUUUCGUGAGGGUAGUAAAGCUGAUCCACGUAUAGUUCAGGCGUUAAGUUUAGGUGGUGGUUAAAUC
Musca vetustissima is the source of this 577-nucleotide messenger RNA. Its product is annotated as frequenin-1. Gene Ontology annotation, molecular function: calcium sensitive guanylate cyclase activator activity; calcium ion binding. Bases 11 to 574 code for a protein of 187 amino acids. The record is from RefSeq and is a predicted model, not a curated record. The transcript is spliced from 7 exons. Lineage: Eukaryota; Metazoa; Arthropoda; Insecta; Diptera; Muscidae.